Messenger RNA from Danio aesculapii, 1143 nucleotides. It is a transcript of the gene cmc1, whose product is annotated as C-x(9)-C motif containing 1. NCBI's taxonomy places the organism in Eukaryota, Metazoa, Chordata, Actinopteri, Cypriniformes, Danionidae. Bases 109 to 432 code for a protein of 107 amino acids. The record is from RefSeq and is a predicted model, not a curated record. Gene Ontology annotation, cellular component: mitochondrion. The transcript is spliced from 4 exons.
UGUCUCCAGCUAAACACGCCGCGCAGGGUCACAUUGGAUACACACACACACCAAUGUUUUGUAAUAUUAAAUAGUAAAGAUACUACAUUAUCAUUACCUGCAGUGUACAUGGAUCCGCCUAAAGCAGAAGAGCCGCACCUGAGGCACGUGGAGAGAGACGUGCUGAUCCCAAAGAUGAUGAGAGAGAAGGCCAAAGAGAGAUGUGUUCAGCAGGUGGACGCGUUUAACGUCUGCUGUAAAGACUCGGGUUUCUUCAUGGUCUUCAAGUGUCGUGAGGAGAACGCGGCGCUGAAAGAGUGUUUGACGCAGCAUUAUCGUGAUCCGGUGUUCUUCGAGGAAUGUAAACAGGAAUAUCUGAAGGAGAAACUGCAGUAUGAACAGACCGGCGUCCCAACCAAAAGCAGAAAACAGAAGCUUCCCACCAGCAUGUAGACACACACACACACACACACACACACAUGAUCUCUCUUUAUAUUCAUGAUUAAUCAUCCCUCGCUGCUCCUCACUCAAUGCUCAAUGCAUUGAGAAUCGGUGUGUGUGUGUCUCCAGGGAAUCAAACACACACACACACACACAGAUCUGCUGUUUUCUACAGAUUUACAUCAUUCUUCAGUUCAGUGUGUUAUAAGUGCAGAUUUACUCCAUUCAGAUGCUGAUCAUUCUGAUAAUAAUAAACACAUAUUUGUUUAAUGUUUAUCUAUUGCUUAUUUAUAAGUGUUGAAGAGAUGAAGACAUUAUUAUUGUUUUCAACACAUUUCUGCACAUAAUAGUGUUAAUAACUCAUCUCUAAUAACUGAUUUAUUUUCUCUUUGUCAUGAUGACAGUAAAUAAUAUUAGACUAGAUAUUCUUCAAGACACUUCUAUACAGCUUAAAGUGACAUUUAAAGGCUUAACUAGGUUAAUCAGGGUAAAGUUAGGGUAAUUAGGCAAGUUAUUGUAUAACAGUGGUUUGGGAAAUAAUUGAAAAAAUAUAUAUCUGUAUUUCAGUAAUGUUUUUGCCUUCAGCUGUACUGGAUUUAUUCUGUGAGAAAUGACCAAAAUAAAAGUAGAAUAAAUCUAAAACCUAAAUCUGAAAAUGCAAAGGUUUUAAAAGAUUAAAAUGAUAAUGAAAUGUGUCUGUGCCUAUGGUGUCAGUUAUAGAUG